AUGGCUCCGCCUGAAGCUGGGAGACGGAAUCCCACUGUCUUGGUAACCGACUCUCGUGACCAACAUUCUCAACGCCCAGGUCGACGGACAACUCAGCCUGCCACGCGUCUCAUCACGGUCGACAAUGUCCUUCAAUAUGCCUCUGAUAUCCCAUCAAUGCAACAACGGCGUCCCAUGCAGCAGCGUCCACAGAUGCGGCCGCGCUCUCGUCUUUCGGCGUCUACGGGUAUAGUAGGCGGUGCCUCCGGGUCCAAUGUUUCGCUAGGAGGGGCCAUUGGCGGUGUCGGUGGGAAUAUCGGUGGUGCAGGUGGUGCAGGAGGUCCGUUGGGUACGGCUGGUAGAUUGGCGGCUCAGGCUCGAUUACCAUCUCGCUCGACGAAAGUAAGUGAGAAACUGGUCCUAUUGCCGGAUCUAGAAGAUACGGAAGCAGAAACAGUUGGUCGUAUUGGUGGCGAUGGAGGAGAUGAAGAUAUACUCUCUGCACCGGUGGAUGAGGAACUCGUGCGCAGGAUUGCGGAAGAAAGAAACAUGGACCCGGAUACGUUACGACGACGGUUACAGCUAGCAGCAUCGCAACGUCUUCAGGGAGACUUUGGAGUCGAUAAUGAUCUUGCUCCUUUGUUGGCGGAAGAAGAAAUCCUGAGACAACGAUUAGUCCCGCUGGAAAAGGCAAAGAGCUAUGCGGAACGAUUACCGAAAGCUCGACGAGCGGAGAAAUUACCCCGUGUUACGGCAUAUUGUACUGCGCAAGGAUUUAAAAUGGGUGCUACGGCUUCUUUUGUCAAGGAGUGGCAUGGAGCUAGGACGAAAUUGUAUGAUGAUUGUCUUUAUACUGCGUAUCACUUACCUUUACUUCCUGGUCGAGGAGGGUAUAGGUUACGCAGUAGUCCGGUGUUGAAAGGGGCUGGUGGUCGUGUUGUUUUGGAUGAGGAGAUUGAGCGUAAUGAGCGGAGGGAUUAUCAUGAAGAGUAUUACGUUGAGGAGCAUGAGCAUUCUGUUGGUGGACGGCGACCAAAUCAGAACACUGAAUCUGGGGAUAGCGACAGGUCUCAAAGUGAUCAGAAAUCAGACGCACAAGAUACAGAUUCAGGUGACAGUCGACCUGCAAGCAGCGAACAACAACAGGCAGACUCGAAAUCCGAAGCAGAGCAUAGACCUUCUUCUACCACGACAUCGACCACAUCAACAACAACAAAUCGACGAAUUCCAUCAAACGUGUUCAAUUACGCUGAGAUGUUCGUCUUCAGUUACGGAGUGGUCGUAUUCUGGAACUUUACCGAACGACAAGAAAAGGACAUACUCGCCGACCUUACAUUCUCCUCGUCUGGCACAGGCCAGCAGAUUCCAUUGGCAACUCUCCCACUUGCAGAAGAAGAUAUUGAGACUGAAGAAUUCCAUUUUGAGUACUCGACUGAGAUAUCUCGACCCCGGGUAUACAAUGAUAUGAUUACACUGCGGUCGAGGGACCACAUGAUCAAACUGGCGAUAUCGCACGGAAUAGCUCAAAGCACGAAAUUGUGUUUCUUUGAAGAGGCCAUGUCCAAGGAAAUGACGGAAGCGAAGGAUGUUCCGCGUCGACUUGCCAUGACCGGGAAACUGGGUAUGAAGCGGGAUGAAGUAUUUCGGAUAUUGGGUCGGCUGUUUAAGAGUCGUGUUGAGGUUAAUUUGUCAUCGAAUAUGUUGGAUGUACCCAAUUUCUUCUGGGAGUCUGAACCAACUCUUUACCCUCUCUACAUUGCUGUACGAGAAUACCUCGAGAUCAAACCACGUAUUCAAGUACUCAACGAGCGUUGUCGAGUAUUUCUCGAUUUGACCGAAAUCCUCUCUGACUCUAUAGCAGACAAUACCGAGUCACACCAAACAUGGAUCAUCAUCAUCCUCAUCAUAAUCUCAAUCCUCGUCACGACAGGAGAAGUCUUUCUCCGUUUCGGCAUAUUAUCGAGUAAUCAUGCAACCGAGAACCCGGCCGGUCCAUCUUUUGUCUCUUCUUUGAUGAUGAAUCUUCUCGGGCGGGAUUCCUCUUCAUCAUCGUCGAUGGGAGUUGGUGGGACUUGUGUUUCCACGGAAGGCUCAUCUACUCUGCUACACGAAACUGCCCUUCUCUACGUCAAAGGAUGGCAGUUCACGGUCCAAUUCCAUCAGCCUCCUCCCCCAACUCCCGUGGUAAGAGACAACUGCAUAAAGACCAAAAUCGACAUAGAAGAGCAGCGAAAGGUUACUUCUGUGGAGACUGCGAUAGAAAGAUGUCUCAAACACCCUCCCCUUCAAGGCGGCGGAUGCGAUUCAUUCGCCGUUCGACUAGAAAUAGUUGACACAUUGCAGGCCAGAGAUGGUCGUAAUGCGCAGGUUAUGGUUGUCCGAGUCGUGUACAUCGCUUUUAGGAAGAUGAUCGACUUGUCGCGAAAUUUUAUGAUCCGCUUGAUUUUAAUGAUGAUGAUGAUGAUGGCCGUCUUAAUCCUUUUUGUGCCUGAAGCGACAUUACACACAAAUCUCGGGCAUACAAUGUUCUUUCUUGGAAAAGAUAUACCACUCUUUUAUGGAUCUCAUUCCCUGGAAAGGCCGGCUGUAGACGGCCAUUGCACAGUCCGACUCAUUCUUAUCGAGAAUAUACCCUUGCAGAAUAUAAACUCCGAACAGCUCACCCAAAAACGUCGCCAAAGCAUAAUGCACUCAAUCAUCGCUUUCGAAAGCCGGGCAUACGAGCGUGACAUCCUCCUAGCGGAUUUGUUUCGCCGAAAUAUAAUCCUAGCUCAUAGCCUACAUGCUGACUCUGUCCAGAGUGACAUAAAAGAGAAAGACCGCCUUGUUUCCACUGACUUUGCAGCAGCUAUCUUUGGACGGAUAAGGGACGAUCCAGUCACUCUAGAUUACAAACCGAAUCCUUUUCUUGGAGAGUAUAUUUCCUUACUCUUACGAUGGAAACAGAGACCAAGUUAUAAUUUAACGACUGGGUGGAUUGGGAUUGGACGCCUUAGCUUGAGAAUGAGUUUGGGUAUACUGAUAGACAGCAUGACUCCCUUGCAAUAUGAUUGCAAUGGACGCUAUUACUAUGAAAGCAUCUUAGAUGCUCAGGGUCUCGAUAGGGGUUCCUAG
Talaromyces stipitatus ATCC 10500 is the source of this 3093-nucleotide messenger RNA. Its product is annotated as YagE family protein. Lineage: Eukaryota; Fungi; Ascomycota; Eurotiomycetes; Eurotiales; Trichocomaceae. The transcript is spliced from 6 exons. The coding region runs from base 1 to 3093 and encodes 1030 amino acids. The record is from RefSeq and is a predicted model, not a curated record.